Messenger RNA from Fusarium proliferatum ET1, 855 nucleotides. RefSeq lists its product as uncharacterized. The coding region runs from base 1 to 855 and encodes 284 amino acids. Gene Ontology annotation, molecular function: arylformamidase activity. The record is from RefSeq and is a predicted model, not a curated record. The transcript is spliced from 2 exons. NCBI's taxonomy places the organism in Eukaryota, Fungi, Ascomycota, Sordariomycetes, Hypocreales, Nectriaceae.
AUGGCCGAUAUUGCCGAAGACAAAUCCCUGGGGCUCACUUACGCGUCUCACCAAUACGGGAAACAUAACCGUCAGAAACUAGGCGUAUGGCGGUUUGCUGAUCGCCCAGCCCAAAAAACUGGUUAUUGGGUGGUCUUCAUCCAUGGAGGUGCCUGGCGUGAUCCUCGUAACAAUGAGAACGAUUUCACCGAGUCUAUCAAGCGCAUUGUCAUCUCGGGUGCAGUCGCGAUACUGGAUAUUGCUGGCUUUGUCAGUAUCGACUAUCGGCUAUCCCCUCAUCCAGACUUCCCCCAAGAGUCUGCCACCGUAAAACACCCAGAUCAUUUAGAAGAUAUCUGGUCAGCCUUGAACUAUCUACAAGGCAAGUACGAGUUGUCAAACAACUACAUCCUGGUCGGCCACUCUGCGGGUGCAACACUCGCGUUCCAACUUCUCAUGAGUGGGGAAAUUCUCGCCUCUCACCCCAAGGGACCCUUGCCCAUUGCCAUUGUUGGAGUAUCAGGUAUAUUCGAUCUUGUUGGGCUCAACGACAGGCACAACGGCGGGUAUGCGGGCUUUAUCGGUGCCGCAUUUGGCGACAAUAAGUCUGCCUGGGAGAAAGCCUCUCCAGUUCGGUUUGGAUCAAGCUUCAGGGACAACUGGGCAAAUGGGAAAUUAACAAUGCUUGCAUGGUCUGCUGAGGAUACACUUAUUGAUGAGCCGGAAAUUGAUACCAUGGCAUCUCUUCUAACAGAGCAGGGACUCAAAGUUGAAGUUAAUAAGCACCUUAGGGGCGAGCACGAUUUUGUAUGGCAAGACGGGAGCCAGAUAGCUCGCCUAAUCAUCACGACUCUCCAUCACUUAAACAGGAUAUAA